This is a messenger RNA of Molossus molossus (Pallas's mastiff bat), 1356 nucleotides long. It is a transcript of the gene FOXE3, whose product is annotated as forkhead box E3. Gene Ontology annotation, biological process: cell differentiation; regulation of transcription by RNA polymerase II; anatomical structure morphogenesis. The transcript is spliced from 3 exons. The coding region runs from base 1 to 1356 and encodes 451 amino acids. The record is from RefSeq and is a predicted model, not a curated record. Gene Ontology annotation, molecular function: RNA polymerase II cis-regulatory region sequence-specific DNA binding; DNA-binding transcription factor activity, RNA polymerase II-specific. NCBI's taxonomy places the organism in Eukaryota, Metazoa, Chordata, Mammalia, Chiroptera, Molossidae.
AUGGCUGUGAUACCCCCCACGUGUUGGGAAGAACGGCUCUUCCUGUCUUCAGGGCCGCCAUCGUCUGACAGUGAUUCGUCAGCGGCAACAUGGGUCUCAGACUGGGUCUCUCCGAGCACUUCUCUGAAGCUUCUAACUGCAGCUCUUGUCUGCAUCUGCAGAGCGAGUGCUCCCAUCAGCCCGGUUCCCAACCUCGUGGAGAACGUGGUCUGUGAAAGUGAAUCUGGUAUGAAAAAGAUAUAUGAGUACUUGGUUCCAGAUAUUUCUAAACCCAGUUUCAUCAUUGCCAAGAUUUAUGCGCCAACAGCCCCGGUCAUUUUUCUUAAGAAAAGUCAUGUUGCUGGAGCUCUGAACUCUGGGUUUAACUCCAGCUCUGCUGCUAGCUGUGUGAGGUCAGCGCAGCGCGGGCAGGGCUGCCGCCUCCCGACGCCUGGCCGCGGCGACAUGGAGCCCCCUGCCGCCUUCGCGGGCUUCCCGGCCCUGCCCUCGGUCGCGCCGUCGGGGCCGCCGCCGUCGCCGCUCGCCGGAGCGGAGCCCGGGCCGGAGCCCGAGGCGGCGGGCGCGGGCGGCGGGGAGCCGGAGCCCGCCCCGGGCCCGGGCCGGCGGCGGCGGCGGCCGCUGCAGCGCGGGAAGCCGCCCUACUCGUACAUCGCGCUCAUCGCCAUGGCGCUGGCGCACGCCCCGGGCCGCCGGCUCACGCUGGCCGCCAUCUACCGCUUCAUCACCGAGCGCUUCGCCUUCUACCGCGACAGCCCGCGCAAGUGGCAGAACAGCAUCCGCCACAACCUCACGCUCAACGACUGCUUCGUCAAGGUGCCCCGCGAGCCGGGCAACCCGGGCAAGGGCAACUACUGGACGCUGGACCCGGCGGCCGCCGACAUGUUCGACAACGGCAGCUUCCUGCGGCGCCGCAAGCGCUUCAAGCGCGCCGAGCUGCCCGCGCCGCCCGCGCCCGCGCCCGCCGCCCCCUACGCGCCCUUCCCGGCCGGGCCCGGGCUGCUCGCGCCGCCCCCCGCCGCGCCCGCGCCCGCGCCGCCCGCCCGCCUCUUCAGCGUCGACAGCCUGGUGAGCCUGCCGCCCGAGCUGGCGGGGCUGGGCGCCCCCGAGCCGCCCUGCUGCGCCGCGCUCGACGCCGCCUUCCCGCCCUGCGCAGCCGCCUCCCCGCCGCUCUACGCGCCCGCGCCCGACCGCCUGGGGCUGCCCGCCGCGCGCCCCGGGCCCGGCCCGCUCCCCGCCGAGCCGCUGCUGGCCUUGGCGGGGCCGCCGGGCGUGCUCGGCCCGCUGGGCGCGCUCGGCCCCGGGGAGGCCUACCUGAAGCCGCCGGCCUACGCGCCGGGACUGGAGCGCUACCUGUGA